Messenger RNA from Prunus mume (Japanese apricot), 1868 nucleotides. RefSeq lists its product as uncharacterized. The record is from RefSeq and is a predicted model, not a curated record. NCBI's taxonomy places the organism in Eukaryota, Viridiplantae, Streptophyta, Magnoliopsida, Rosales, Rosaceae.
CAGAACCAUCUAACGAACUAAACAGUCGAUUUUUCCCAUUACACCGUAGAGUUGUAACUUCUUUCUCCACCACCUUCAGAGAAUCCAAAAUCAAGUAUCGAUUUCUUUUCAAGGGUUGAUAGUUUUCUUGGUAAGAAUUAUCAUGGAAAACGACAACAAUUCUGAUAUGACGGAAGAAAGUGGAGUCACGAAUCAAGAUUCUAUAAGUCUUUCGCUUGAAGCUCUUCAAGCGAUAUCAGACUUGAACAAAUCAACCAUGGAAGAUGAGGGAAGCACAUUGAUCAUGUCUGAAGAAAUUGUGGGUCGUGACCACCGUACUGGACUGGCGGGUGAAGCAGAGCAAGAAGAAAGUCCAAAUGUACGCUGGGUUUUGCUGGGUAGGGCUGAAGAAGAAGGUGAUGUGAACUCAAAGUCCCUCAAUCCUUCUGACAUUGCUGAAAAAGAACACGCUGAUUCACAAUUUUGGUUUAUAGGCAGAAAGAUGGUAAAUUCAAUGUCCCUCAAUCCUCAUCUUGAUUCUGAUAUUUCUGAUUCUGAAGGAGUUAAAAAAGAUUUGGAUUUUGAGUUUAUAAUCAGAAAAGAUGAAAAGCAGAUGGUGGGUUUGGAUCAUCAUAAUGUGAAAUCAGUGUUCUUUAAUGACAAAAUGGUGGGUUCGGAUGAGAUUUUGGGUUCAUUGUCGGUGUGUGGAAAAGAAAAGACUGAUCAACAAGACCUCAAUAAUCUUGUUCCUGAAUUUGCAGAGAAAGAAAACAUUGGUUUUGGUUCAGGGUCGAGUUCAUGUUGUAGUGAAGGGGUUGAAGCUUUUGAGUUUAUAAUCAAAAGAAAAGAUGUCAUGAGAGCACAUCAUCUUGAACUGGAGGCUACUGGCCUGAAGAAAGAGGUUGCAACCCGUGGCAUUCCAUUCUGGCAUGUGAAUCAUGUAAUUAAGAGGAGUCGGAGCGUGAAGAUAUGGACAUCAUUGAAUGGCAUCAUUGAAGGUGAAGAUAUGGAUGUAGAUGACCCUGAUGCUACUGAAAGUGACAGUGACGAUGACAUGGAUUUUGGUGACUACAAUGGAAAUGAAGGAGAAGAUGCUAUCGGGGAUGAAGGAGGAGUUGAUGGUCAGAGCAAAAAGGUGGCAGUUAUUAGGCUAUAUCAGGAAGAAGAAUACACCUGUGGGAAUCUAACGAUCAAUGAUUACCAUAACGCACAUCAGUUGGAAGAGGCAGUUUACAAUCUCGUUCUGGAAACAAGGGCAAUAUUUCGCCAGCGAUACCUCAUGCCAUUGACCACCGAGUAUAUCCUGAGGUAUCGAAGAAAGAAUAGUCCACAAAAUUGGACAGACCUUGCUAUAUUUGAAAUGGACUGGGAGGAAGUUGCUGCGCGCCUAUUUGUAGUUAAUGCCAUGGAUAACACUGAAGAUUAUUUAGACCAUUACUAUUUACCGGUGUUUAGGAGGUCAGUUGACGGAGCAUCCCAAAAAAUUGGGCAUUUGUACCCUUGGGACUAUAGGGAUGCAGAGGAGUUGGAGCGUGCUUGUAAACAUGUCCUCAGCAAACAUGGUGUUUUAGAUAUAAUGGAGUACAGUUUCCAGUAUUAUGGAGAAGGGAAUGAAGAACUCCACAUAUUUGAAUUGGAUUGGCAGCAGGUUCUUCAACUUGACCUCCUAUCACGUGUGUACGCCACACAUAACGUUCCAAAGGAAGGAGAUGGAGAUGAUGGUGUGUAAUGCUUAUGGUAGGCUAGUGCCAUCUCUAAUCAUCCUGUGGUGUGAAGGACUUGUGUUUCAUUGAAAUGCCUCAUGUGGAGGAAUUAAAAUACAUGUAAAGUGAUGUACUGGUGCUUAAUGUGCUCACUAUUGGUGCAAAGAUGAUGUGUUUUUCAGCGUA